Messenger RNA from Drosophila grimshawi, 7095 nucleotides. Its product is annotated as serine-rich adhesin for platelets. The coding region runs from base 1431 to 6854 and encodes 1807 amino acids. Lineage: Eukaryota; Metazoa; Arthropoda; Insecta; Diptera; Drosophilidae. The transcript is spliced from 8 exons. The record is from RefSeq and is a predicted model, not a curated record.
CUCUUUGUGCUGCUGAUUCGUUGUUGAAGUCGGCAUCGAGUUCGUGUCUUUGGCUCUCACCUGUGCGUUCGAAAGCAACAACAAUAAGAAGAGAAGAGUGCACGAAGCCACUUCUGCAGCUUGAUCGUAGCUCGGGUCGCAGUCACGGUGAUCGGUCGAUUUCCAUUCAGUUACGAGUGAAACGAGAAGAAGUGCAAACGUCUCAAGCGGAAUAUCAAGUUGUAAAUAACUCAGUUGCGAACAUAACAGAAGCGAACGAAGUGAAAGAAGAGAGAGGAGAGAUAAAGCAACGCAAGAUUACAAAGUUGAAUGAAUAUGAUAUUUGCAAGAAAUCGAAAUAAAUCACAGAUCUAACAAGUUUUAACAAGCGCGAAAUCUGUGCAUGCAAAAAAUAAUAAUAAUUUGCAUGAAGCGUAGCCAAGACGCGCCAUUUAAUUUAACCCACUUUCUAAACGACACAAGAAAAAAACCCACAAAACAAACAACAAUCGAGAAAAAUCAACACAACGAAAUAAAUUAACAAGCAAAUAAUAUUAGGUUAUAAAAAAAAAAAGAAUGUGCAAGUGAUACUUACGAAUUUUGUUGACUUCAUAUUGUUUUUUGUUUUUUAAUCAAAUACCCAUAAAAUCCAAUACGAAUUCCAAAUAAACGUUAACCGGCCACAGCAACAAUAAUAGCUUUUAGCAGGAAAAAGUUGACUGCAAACGCAUUGUAAUCGAUACGAAUACCGGAACUCCCCUUGCCAACCCCCGUUUGCCGUCUGUCAGUCACCUAAAACCGCAGCAACAGCGACAACAACUGCAACGCGUCGUGUAAAAUACACCAACAGCAACAACAACAAUUACAAGGGAUCGAGCAGAUCCUAUGGAUUCAUUUCUUUAGCUUGGAAACGAGUUAACAAGCUUACGUAUUGAAUACCAACAACAACAGCAACUGCAACUUGUUGGCUAACUUUGGCAUAGAGUUAACAAAGUCUUUGAAAAGUUCUGAAAACUUCUCUCUUGACUGCAAUUUCAUAAUAAAAGUCGGCUGACAACAACAUUUCUUAGCACCUUUAACGUGCUUGGGCUGCCGGUUUCAUAUUUCAUAUAAAAAAACAAAACCAAAAAUAAAACAAAUAAAAACCGCACUCAGUGAACUACAACAACUACACGUCUAGAAUUUCUUGGAUAAUUAUCACCCGUCUGGCACAUUUUUGUGUGUUGCCAAAGCUGACGCAGUGAAAUUGUGGAUUUUUUUCACCCAUAUUUUGUUUAAAAUACUUUUUCGCCGGUUUGCAUAAACUCCCUGCGGGAAAAACCAUAAAACUAAACGGGCAGCAAAACGUGUCAGGAACAAAGUUCGCGCAGAACAUGGUGAAAUAAGGUAGCAAACAAAAACAAGACGACAACAGCAACAGCGAAUCGCAACAGCAACGUAAUUACGCAACAAUGUCAUCCUCGAUUUGUUCGCACUUUACGCAGAAUGCGUGGAAGAAGGAUUUAUGCUCGAACUGUUUCAAGUCCAAGGAUGAGCACAAAGCAGCCGCUGCUGCAGCAGCUGCUGCCGCCGCCGGACAACACAGCUCCAAGCCGAGUGCCCUCAAGUCAGAUAAUAGCCACACAAAGACUGAUUACCCCAACAAGCACAAAACGCCCGCCAAGAGCAUCAUCAAGAAGGCAUUUGGCGUGCGGCUCACCACAACUAGCAUGACUAGCAGCAGCAGCAACAACAGCAGCUUUAGCAAGUCCAAUAGCAGCAGCAACAGCUCGAAGUCAGGCAAGGUUUGCUUUCCCAAGCAGCUGCACGAGAUCAUUGGCUAUGGCGGCGAGUGGUCGGAGGACGACGACGAUGAUGAUGAUCAUGACUUUAUGAAUCUGGGCAACGAGCACGAUGACAUGGCCAUCACGGAAACCGAUGAUGAAGAUGCCGUUGAACUGAAACGCAUAACGCGCGCCAAUACCGAUUUCAACAUGAACAAUGGUAAUUUGCUGGGCGAUGCACAGGAUAACAUUAAGAAAUCCUUUGCUGCGCUGAAACUGGGCGCACCACAGGUGGACAAGGAGGGCAAAAAGCAAACGCUAACGAUCAAUGUGAUGCCCUUUGGCCAGCCCACAAAAAAGACAGCGUCCAAAGCGACGCCCAGCAAGACAACCGAGUUGUCCAAGACGACAACUACCACAGCAGUUAGCACCAGCACAGUUAUAGCCAAGACAGCCACAACCAUCAAGAGCAGCGUAACAAGCGCAUCCACCAAGAAGGUAACCACAACACUCACACCCACUCUGGUAAAGAGCACGCCAGCAACAUCGUCGCGCGACGGCAAAGAUAGUCCGCCCAUUGAGCGAGCAAUGGAGAAAUCUUUGCUCGAUGAAAUUUCCGAGACGCUUCAGCAGAAACAAAAGCAAAAACAAAGCGAAAUCAACACAGCGACAGCACCAGCAGCAACAUCAGUCACGACAUCGACAACAGUUGCAAGCUGCAGCAGCAAUAAAAUCAAAUUCGAACUGGGCUCGCUGAGUGACGAGCCGAAGCCAUUUCUCGACCUUAAGAAACCGAUCGCACGUAACGCACCCAUAAGCAAGGAUCAGAGCAAACCCAAGGUGAACGUCUGCCACAAAUACUCCGACACUGACAGCAAUUGCUCGGACACGGAGAAUGGGGUCUCUGCCUACUACGACGUAGUUGAGACGCAGCUGAGCUACGAGAAUCUGCCCGAUGGCAAGUACAGUGAGCAGGUUGGCGUGGCCAGUGCCCAAACAGAGGGCAGCAACACACAUUACUCCAGCUCCCAGUACAUAACGGACAUGUUGCUCAGCUCGAAAACACGGGCCGCCAGCUACAAUCUACACGAGGGCAACUUCAUGACCAGCAAGAUCACAUCGGAUGGUUUGAUUGUAACCAAAUGCAGCUCGGACGACGCACUUGACUCGACGGGUAGCAGCUUCGAUGGCAGCUCCGACGAGGAGAACACCUACAACAUGAUUCGCAGUGAAUCCGACUCAGGCAUUGGCAUCAGCAUUGGCAGCGACUACAAAAAUCAGCCCGGCGGGGCGGCGAAGAACAACAACGAACAGCGCUCGCUGGUGGAGAAGAAGCUCAGUGCCAGCACCAAUAACUCCGACUACGAAGACAUCCAAAUAGGCGAUCAGUCUGGCAACCAGACGGCAGCAGUAAAGAGCCGUGAGCUGCAUGGCGAGCCAGACGGCAGCGCCGAUCCAGACAACAAGCUGGAGCAAAAGAAACAGCAACAUCAGCAGCAGCAGCAGCAACAAUCGCAAGAGUCUGGGGCAGAUGCGAUGCCACAACAGGUGCCAGCGCUGCCAAAAUCGCCGCCACCACCAAUGAAAAUCGAUGCACGUCCAUCUUUCUUGCAUGGCCUGAAAAAGCCCGAGCUGCCAGCUAAACCUUUUGUCGGCAACAACAGCAACAUUAGCAGCAACAACAAUUCGCCGCUAAAAACCUUUAUGAGCAAGCGUCAGCCCAGCUGUGCCGAACAACAAUUUAUCACUCAGCUACAAACGGCCAUUUCCAAAUCGAGUGAGAAUUUGCUAUUAGCAACGUCAGCCUCAGCCGCAGCAGCGGCGGCGGCGUCGGCGGCAGCGGCAGCAGCAGCAGCAGCGGCGGCUGAGUCAGCCAAAGAUGAUGCCAAGCUAAAGAAAGGCAAAGCGCCUAAUCCGCCGCCGGAGCCAAAACUGAGCGCGCCGCCUACGCCGGAGCGCGAUUACAGUUUGGUAGUUGAGUUCGAGCAGGCAGCCAAGGCGGAGGCGUCAGCAUCUAAAGCAACAUCUAAAGACGCCAGUGACACAAUCUCAAAAGCAGCAGAAACUAUCGCCACAGCAGCAACGACAGCAACAGCAGCAACAACAACAACAACUGCAACAGUAGCUGGCAGUGGCACAAGCAAUCUGUACACCAGAAAGCCACCCGUGGCUGCUGCUGCGCCCGUCAUCCGCGAAAAGGAUAAGCGAGAGCGUGCAGUCGUCAAUCCCAAAUUUCGCAGUCUCAACACAUUUGUGAUGCAGCGCACCAAUGCGGCCAAGCAGCUCCAGCUGCAAUCUGCCAGCUCCGUGCUGAAUCUCAAGCAGCCCUUAACACCGGAGCCAACGCCGCGCAAUCAACGCCAACUGUCCAUGUCGGAGGAAUGUCUGGCAGCCGCUGGCUUAGUGGAGCAGCCAAACAAAGCUACAAAGUCACCCACUGCCUCACCACCACAGAAGCAAAAGUCAAAGUUCUCGAUCAAAAAGUUUCUGCGCAUGGGCAGCAAUGGGAGCAACAAGUCCAAUGAGCCCAUCUCCAAGAAGGAGAGCAGCGUCUACACGGAGAUCUGCACGGGCGAUGAUGGCAGUGUCAUUGGCAAGCCGAGACUCGUCAUCAUACAUCCCAUUGACAUAAACCCCACGGCCGUUGAAGUUGUCAAGGAUAUCACAAAGACCAGCGAUUCUGUCUCGGCCCAAACUGUGGCUGUGAUCACCGCCAAACCGCCAGCUCCACCGCUACGCGCCAGCGAAGGACAUCGCGCCCAUGAGGCCAAUAAACCGGCUCGCCCACCGCCGCCCAAAAGCGCUGAGCUGCGACGCAAGCAGAACACAGAGCUAACUGCCACGCUCAGCAUUAGCAGUGUGGAUUCCACAAAGAUUUCCGGCAAUCCCAAUGCCGGUGGGUCCAUCAAAUCUAAAGCGGAUAAUGUUUAUGCCAAUUUGGGCGAAAUUCGCUCCUCGAUAGCACCACGCAAGCCGGAGCGAACGGCAAGCAUGAGGGAGCGUGAGGCGCAGCUGGAGCUGGUCCGUAAACGGGGCAUACUUACCGAUACUAUCUCCAUUUGCUCGUCAAACGGUGAGAAUGUAACGGCCGAUCAAUCCAAGGGGCCCAUCACCAAUCCAUUCGAGUCCAAGCCGCCCUCGGGUACAACAAAUGCAACGGGAGGAGCAGUCACAGGGCCAGCUGUCAAUAGCCGCACCAGCACAUUUGAGCGGCAUCAACAGAAGAAAGCUGAGACAAAGAUGUCCAUAUCCAGCAAGCUGGAGAUCUUCGAGCAGCGAGCCCACGACAGCACGGACAGCGCUCAGCGCAGCAGCCUGAAGGAUUCGGUGCGCAAGAUUAACAGCACCAUCGACAGCUAUCUGAAGGACAAGCGCGACUAUGAGAACAUGUACGAGUUUGUCAAAAUGGGCAAUGGCCCAAACAGCAACAGCUCAACAACGACGACAACAACGGCAACAGGGACCAUAACAGCAACGCCACCGGCGCCACCAGCACGCACUAGCAACAUGGAUCUGACCUCUGUCUCCGGCCAACGACUCAAUAGUCAGUCCAACAGGCGCAACAACAUCUACUCGGAUACCGCCUCAAUAGCCAGCUAUUCGCGCAGCGAGUACGGUCCAGUGCGCAACUACGGCCUGAACAAUAGCUUAGCCAACAUUCCACGCGUCAUCUCGGCCUCGUAUGCGGGCAGCGAGGUCGGCGAGUUCGACAUCUAUGCACCGUAUAGUUACUACGGCAGCGAGGCUGGAGGAGAUGUGGCCACGGACAUCAAUGACAGCGUCUGGGGCAUGCCUAUGGGAAACAAGUUCCGCAGCAAGGCCACGAAUCGUUUGCGCAUGCGCAAAGGACGCAGUGUCGUGCACAAGACCAUCGAGGACAACUAUACGGCCGUUGUUGUUGCCAAUCAUGAAGCACUUGCCCAGGUGCUCGAUCAGCUACAACAGACGCCAGUUGUGCCCGCUGCACUGCGACCGCUGGCCAAUGCCAUCAACUUGCGCUACGAGGACUUUACCAUCUUAGAUGGCGCCCAAGCAUUUGUGGUGGGCAAGAAGGCCUUCCAUGCGGCCUUGUGGACCACAUCUCCCGUGACCUUGGCCCUAUCAGCUGACUGCAAUCAGCUGGCGGGCGUUGGCGGCGAGCUUAGUCAAUUAACUGGCGGCGUUUCCGAUGUGCUGAAUCCCAUAACAGAAUUUUGCGAUCUUGUGCCCAGUUACCAACUCCCCUUGAUGCCCACAACGGAGGUGACUCUGCUGCAGGCGACAAUAUCAGUGUUGCCACGACUUCAGCUGGAAACGCUGCAAUCGAUUGGAGCCAUACUCAAGGGAAAAUCCCAGGUGCUAGACAAGAGCAACUUCAACUUCCGCGGCUCCAUACCAAAUCUUAACAGUCUAAAGGAUGCAGCUGGUGGCAAUGCGCUCCGCAACGUCGUCUCUGUGCAGAAUCUGAGCACAUUAAACGAGGAAGCGACGUCGCCUGGCAGUGCGGCGGUGAACGAUGCAGAGGAGAAUACUCCGACAUGUUCCAGUGCCAUGCCCGCGUUUGAUGAUGUGAUGACGCGCGAAGUGGCAUUCAUUAUGUUGCAGCUGGUCAAUGGCAUGAAGAAUCUUCAGGCCAAAGCAAUUGAGGAGACGCCGCUAAGUCUAUCGAAUGUGGUUCUUUCCAAGGAUAUGGAAAACAAGGAUGCGCAGGCGCGACUCUGUGUUCUACAGGGCAAUAACAACGACGAUGAGGAGCCAAUGGGCACACUCUGCAAAUGCGCCCAUGGUGCGCUGACCGAAAUGCUGCCGACAACGAAAGUCACUCCAAUCCUGGCCGAUAUAUUGCAACAGGAGCGAGCCGAGUCCCUGUCCAAGGCUAAGUCAGUGCUGGAGUUUGUACUCUGGGGCCCAUCGGAUGUGGCUCUUUCGGGCUCGACAAAGGAACGUGAACUGGCGUUGCAGCGCUGGCUGGAUCUGGAGCGGGCUACAGUUCUGCAUGGCUUGGUGCGCACGCGCGUCGAGCUGACAGUUUACGAUGAGUGUCAUCUGAUGUUCCUCGUGCGCUCAACGGCCAAAAUGAUGAACGAUGCAGCCAAAAUUGUAUGCAGCUAUCAGCAGCAGGCCGACGCCUGAGGUGCAUCGAUUAAGAACCCUAAUAAUAUUUAUUAUGCAAAAUUGUCAUAGGCGUUUAGUCCUUUGAGUUAUAGUUUAGCUAUACACAAUACUUACAUUCAUAUGUGGGGCUUAAUGAUCCCAUACAAACAUGUUAUAUACAUACGAUGCAUUAUCGAAGAGUUGUAUUUCUCGAAUACUUAUUAUUGAUUUAACCUAAAAACGACAUAAACGAUACGAAAUACAUUUAUCCAUAAAUUUG